Mauremys mutica (yellowpond turtle) is the source of this 1834-nucleotide messenger RNA. Its product is annotated as snurportin-1-like. The record is from RefSeq and is a predicted model, not a curated record. Gene Ontology annotation, cellular component: nucleus; cytoplasm. Gene Ontology annotation, molecular function: protein binding; nuclear import signal receptor activity. Gene Ontology annotation, biological process: protein import into nucleus; snRNA import into nucleus. The coding region runs from base 19 to 1116 and encodes 365 amino acids. NCBI's taxonomy places the organism in Eukaryota, Metazoa, Chordata, Testudines, Geoemydidae. The transcript has a single exon.
GCGCGGCCCGACAGUAAAAUGGAGGAGUUGAACCAAGCACUGGCUUCCAGCUUCGCUGUGUCUCAGGACCUGAACAGCACAGCAGCCCCUCACCCCCGACUGGCACAGUACAAGUCCAAGUACAGUUCCUUGGAGCAGGCAGAGAGGAGACGUCGGCUCCUGGAACUUCAGAAAUCUAAGAGAUUGGACUAUGUGAACCAUGCCAGGAGACUGGCAGAGGAUGACUGGACUGGAGCUGAGAGGGAGGAGGAGGAAGGUGAAGAUGCGGGCCGUGAGGAUAUGGACGUUGACGUGGGCAAGAAGUUGCCAAAGCGCUAUGCUAACCAACUAAUGCUUUCUGAGUGGCUGAUUGAUGUCCCCCCAGAUCUGAAACAAGAAUGGAUCCUGGUGAUGUGUCCCAUGGGGAAAAGGGCACUGAUUGUGGCAUCCAGGGGCUCCACUGCAGCUUACACCAAGAGUGGAUUUUGUGUCAACAGGUUCCCCUCCCUCUUGCCAGGGGGAAACAGGCGUAAUUCGGCAACUGGGAAAGACUACACGAUCUUGGACUGUAUCUACAGCGAAGUGAACCAGACGUACUACAUCCUUGACGUGAUGUGUUGGAGGGGGCAUCCCGUUUAUGACUGUCAGACAGAUUUCCGAUUCUACUGGCUUCAUUCUAAGAUACAAGAAGAGGAAGGGCUGGCAGAGAAAAGCAGAAUUAAUCCAUUUAAAUUUGUGGGCCUGCAGAGUUUCCCCUGCACCCCAGAGAGCCUAUGCGAGGUGCUGGCCAUGGACUUCCCCUUUGAGAUAGAUGGGCUCCUCUUCUACCAUAAACAAACCCACUACAGCCCUGGCAGCACCCCACUAGUGGGCUGGCUCCGACCCUACAUGGUAUCAGACAUCCUUGGGAUGACUGUGCCAGUUAAUCCGCUAACUACCAAACCAGACUAUGCCGGGCACCAGCUCCAGCAGAUCAUUGAGCAUAAGAAGAGUAAAAAGCUGGCAGGAGAGGAGGGAUGCUUGAGCUCCAAGGAGGUGGCUGAGAACGGACGUUAUGAGUUGGAACACUUGUCUACACCUCGUCCGGCAGAAUCUCCCAACAGCCAAGUUGAGACAGCAAGCCAGAUGGAGAGCUAGACUACUGUAGUGGGAUGGUUUUAUUGAGAGGGUGAGGGGCCACAGCGCAGCCUUCUCGUUUUCCAUUGCUGCUCAUGCUGGCUGGGAGGAGGAUAAUAGUGAUCACUGGAUGGCUCUGUUUUAAGUGCCUUUAAGGGAAAUAGGUCAGCUUUAACGGUUGUUGCAAGGACUGUCACCUCUGUGGAGAUGCUAAGGCUUAGUCCUACCUGCUGAAGAAAUCUGCUCUUGGGAUUGUACCCUGUGCCAAACUGCAUGGUUACUCAUUUAGAACCUGAUCCUGUUCCUAUUGGACUCCAUGGCCAAAACUCCAUUCUCAGAGCAGGAAUCAGACACCUCUUUUUAAACUGAACACCAAAUACCAGGCCUCAGACAAACCUUAUUAGGCUGAAAAUCUGGGGCAUUUCCACCUCCAAUCCAGUGGUUUGCACUUAAGACCCUUUUGAUGAAAGUUUUGUGGUCAAUCUGAUUCUGGUUUCAGAGGGUUGCACUAUAAGUCUAAAAUCUGAAGGCUGUGUUUGACACCCACAUGUUAGUGAGAAACAGACUUUCCUUGCAUCAGAACAGGCCCCUGUAUCGAAAAAUGGCCGUGUGCAAAAAGAACUCAGCAUAAUUUUAUUCUCUGACCCCUUUUUGCAAUAGGGGAAAUGCCCAAGUCAUGUUGAAUUUUUUAUUUUUUAUUUUUUGUGGUUGAAUGUGCAGAAUAAAGUGUUUCACAUUA